Acanthaster planci (crown-of-thorns starfish) is the source of this 2770-nucleotide messenger RNA. RefSeq lists its product as uncharacterized. Gene Ontology annotation, biological process: lipid metabolic process. Lineage: Eukaryota; Metazoa; Echinodermata; Asteroidea; Valvatida; Acanthasteridae. Gene Ontology annotation, molecular function: calcium ion binding. The record is from RefSeq and is a predicted model, not a curated record.
UGUACGUCCAUGCACGAACAGUCCAUCCGUGACGCCAUUACACUCGGACAGCCUCCAGGGACCCACUCGCCAGCCGGGGUAAUAGUGGCUGACUGACACCAGGGCAGGCACGAGGAUCACGUGAUGGCUAAACGGACGCUCUCGUGUAAGUUUGACUUACACGUGUAAGCUAAUCGAAUGCACCCUUACUGUUCAUGCCACAUUGGCUUGUACACGUGACCUGUUUUGUCAGGUAUACAUGUACAUGUACAUCAUUUCGCAAUCGACCAACGCUUGGCCUACCUCACGUAAGUUCGUAACGGAGACAGCCUUUCCCGACUAUGACCGACGCACCCUCAGAAUUUGCCAAGAGAUCAGGUAAUACGAAUCUGUACAUGUCGCACAUUCAAGGACAAGGCGAUGGAGGUCAGGCUAGUAAGCCCGUUGUGGCGUCGACUUCCCCCUUCCUCACGCCUAGUCAAAAGGAGGAACUAGAGGGAUACGUCUUCCAAUUCACUAACUUCUCCGUUGAAGGUGGUGGGAGCAAGGCAUUUGCUGCAGUUGGAGCAAUUCGGGUUCUUGAAGAGUUGGGUUACUGGGGCAACAUCAAACGAUUCGCCGGGGCCAGUGCCGGUUCCGUGGUCGCUGCAUUUGGGGCUGUCGGAUACAACUCGCACGACAUCGAAAAGUUCUCAAGCUGGGAUAACAAAGUAUUUCUUGACGCCACAUUUGGUAAACUCAGCCUACUCCCAAACAUGCUGAGGAAGUUCGGCUGGCACCCGGGCAACAAGAUCUACGAGUGGUUCGGCGAUAGAGUCCAGGCCAAGAUGGGUAACCGUGACCUGACAUUCGAAGAGCUAUACCAGCAAACAGGAAGGGAACUGUGUAUCACUGUGACCAACAUGAACAACAUGGACUGCACGUACUGCCAUGUUAAGACGACCCCCGAUAUGCCGAUCAGACAAGCUGUCAGGAUGUCCUGCAGUAUUCCAGGUGUGUAUUGUCCUGUGAAAGUUCAGAAAGGGAAGACCAACGACUACUUUGUGGACGGGGGACUGCUCUGCAAUUAUCCAAUACACUGCUAUGACGGUUGGUUUCUGUCCAUGGAAAAAGAGAAUUCCUUUCUUCGCCGGCUUAAAUCCAUUGAGGAGCUGCCAAAACUGUGGGAGCCCAAGGAGCGUUUUGGUAAAAGGAACGACAGAACAUUUGGGAUUCUAUUGUAUGCUGGGAACGAGAGAGAGGUAAUGAAGCAGGAGCUGAUGGAUCGCUUCGACAAGUUCAUCAAGCCGUCGGAAAAGCAAGAAUAUCCGCCCACAAAACUCGCUAAGAAGCGGGCAGAAGUUAUGAAGGAGCAAGCCAUCAAAGCUAAGGAGCACAGGUUGCUAGUGACGACGUUUUUUAAUCUAAUGAAGGUACUCGAAGAGAACGACAUUGACGAAAGCGGUACCAUCAGUGAGCAAGAAUUCGAGAAAGCCAUGAACCAGACAAGCUCAGACUUCUCGGAUGAAGACAAAAAACUUUUAUUUGGAGACGACUUCAGGGACACCAAGGCACUAUUCAAACGGAUGGACACCCACGCAGAUGGCGAGAUAACCUUCCGGGAACUGGUGUCGUUUGCCGAGAAGCAAGGCUUAGAGAUCAUGGAGAAUUUCCGAGGCUACAAACGACAAGAGAUCACCGACCUGCAGAGCUACUUUGGGGCCAUCAUGGAGAGCCUGCUGCUGAACAUGAAGAGAAUCUUCGUGCAGAUAACCUUCCGGGAACUGGUGUCGUUUGCCGAGAAGCAAGGCUUAGAGAUCAUGGAGAAUUUCCGAGGCUACAAACGACAAGAGAUCACCGACCUGCAGAGCUACUUUGGGGCCAUCAUGGAGAGCCUGCUGCUGAACAUGAAGAGAAUCUUCGUGCAGAGCUCUGACGUGAGUCGUACAAUUGGCAUUGACACUAGCUAUCUCGACACACUGGACUUCGACAUGGAGAAACAAGACCAAGAUUACUUAGUUCAGCAAGGGAAACUCGGCUGCAUGGCUUUCCUUCGCGAGCUCAUUGCGGAGGGAAAGAUAACCCGCAAGACAUGAACCUGCAGGGUGGCAGAUCGUGGUAGACGAGAAACUCCGCGUGUCCGAAUGUAUAUAGAUCAGGCGAUACUCGAACACCGUUCAUGCAGCUCGGGCGAUCAUAGACCUUUCCAGUAAUAAAUUCAUAAUAAUUCACGCAUGUGCACAAAUGGCCUUGGCAGAAAGAAGCGUGAGUGGGCCAUUAAAAACAGGUACAGGGGCGCGACUUUGAUGAUGAUCAUUUUCGUCUCAGGCUUUCUGGCUUUGUACAGGUGUUUCUUCAGACAAUCCUAUUAAAUCGGUUUUGCUAUUAGUUUCUAAUGUAGUACGAUUUCUAGUGCUCUGUAAAAUUUUUAUAUUAGUAUUUUAUUAGAUUAAAUUUAUUUAAAUUUAUUUUAUUAAAUUUACCAGUAUUUGGCAUUGAUGGUAGCACUAUGGAAAUAAUGAAGUCGCAAUUAUACUGCUUUAAUUCAACAUUUAACCUUUUAUGAGACUAAUUCAUUUUGUUAGCAUGUUUCAGAUGUAAUGCUGGUGAAGUUGGCAGUCGUGUUUUUUUCCAUUCUUGUUGGAUAUAGUCUUGGUGAAUUGCCAGUCAUUUGGUUGUUGGUUCCUGAUUUUUAAAAAGAAUUAUUUAUGGUUACUGUUUUUUUUCUUAGAUGUGAAGGUUAAUUAACUUUGACAUAUUUCUAGUAUUUAUUUUAUAGCAUUUAAAUAUAUUGAUACUACUUUGGUAGUGA